AUGAGUCGCCUUGAUCUAUCAUCGAGCGAGUCGUCCUAUGGCGGCGACCCAGGGUACUCCGCCAAUUCCUUGGGCGCUCCGCAGCCGCCCCCAACCAAGACUGUCGUGGAUGGCUAUCCAGGAACCUUCGACUCCCAGAAUGCUGAGACUUCGCGGUAUAAUCCGCUGAAUACAAUGCACCCGCAGAGCUCUGCAUUGAAUACCAAUGAUCCCGUCGCCAUGUAUCUGUUGACAGAGACCGCCAUAGGGGAUAGCAAGGACUACGAGAUCUUGUCGUUAGAGGAAGUGGAGGGUUUGAAGAAAGAAUACAAAUUCCUAUCGGGUCGCCUGGAUGCCGCUAAGCGUAAAUUGGCCCUCGAAACGAAACUCCGCGAUGCGGCCAUGUCACUCAGCAAAUUAUACAACCCCAAGAGCCCCCGGGUCAGCGAUGAGUAUAAUGCAGGAGGCUCGCCCGGUUCCAACCACAGUCAGAAAAUAAGUCCGGGGAACACUGGUGCUACCGGCCCAAUGGAUAAAACAGAUGGCGAGCUGGCCGUGAUUAUGCGAAAGUGUGAGGACCUGUCACAGGAAAUUUGGAACUUGGAGCGUAGGGUCCAACUGGUCCAGAAGAGACUGCUGGAGCACACGGCGGGGAUCUUGCAGGUGACCCAUAAAGGGUUGAAGAAGAACAUGAACAACAAUAUCCCUCACACCCCCGAAAGCCUGUCAAGCCACAAUACCCGCGACAGUGUGGAUGAAUUUGACGAUCGAAGCCUCUACAAACCAUCCGCUCAUGUCCAUGAACCGGGUGGGCAGGGAACACGUAGAGUGGGCGCCACAAAUGGCUCUGAGCAGAUGGCCAUUGGUCUGGAUGCCCUUCACAAUGUGGAGAGAAGAUUAGAGGAGCUAAGUGAAAGGAUGCGCACCAUGAUCCUGGAAUCCGACCCAAAUAGUGAUCUCAACUAUAUCCCACAACUAUCCAACAGCGGUGGCCCGGUUAGCCCCACGGCAAUGGCUGAAGCACACCUGGCAUACAUCGAAGAUGGGCUGGGCGUACUUGAAGCCCAGCCUGCUGGUGCAUCGCGUUCCCAGGAUGUGGAUUACGAGACGGAGCAGAAAUUAAGAGAAAUCAACGCCCAACUCCACCACAUUGUCAGCCAAUCGGGCUUAUCGCGAGCACAACCACUGCCCCCUCCUCCGCAAUCUUCGAGUGCUAAUCUCUCAGAACAACUGUCGUACCUGGGUCUCGGAGUGGAUAACCUUCAACAGCGGGUGGAGGGUUUUUUGGAACAAAAGAGCAUCCUAACCACCCAAAUUCAACAGCAGAGAGAGCUGAACUCCAAGUCAGACGCGCAAAGGGAUGCUCACAUCGCCGAUCUGAUCGAGCAGUUGGCGCAUGUCAAGAAGGACCUCGAACUAUCAGAACGUGAAGCCGUACAGUCGAGAGAUCAGCUCCACCUUGCCAUGGAGCAGCUGGAGAAUGGGCACCGGGAUCUGCCGGGCCAGCAACUACGAAAUGUCCCGGAGGACCAUUCUUCCGCUCUCGAGUCCGAGAAGGAGGCUCGCACGCUCGCUGAAGCGGAGAUUGCCCACUUGCGGAAUGUCAUGCAAGAGCUUCAGCAUGAAAAAGAUGCUCAAGCGGACGCUCACGAAGCUCGGCUCAGGGCGGAGGCGGAGGUUGCACGCCUCCACAAUGUCAUGCAGGAGCUUCAACACGAGAAGGAAGCUCAGGCGGAUUCCCACGAAGCACGCCUCCGUGCGGAGGCUGAGAUUGCGCGUUUGCAGAAAACCAUGCAUGAUCUCCAGCAGGAAAAGGAAGCCCAAGCGGAUGCUCACGAAGCGCGUCUUCGCGCCGAGGACGAAGUUACUCGCUUGGAAGCCCACAUUAAACAGCUGCACUCUGGAUCCAAUGCGCACACAGAAGAAUUGAAUGCAGUCCGGUCAGAGGCUGAUAGUGAAAUGGUGCGCUUGCAGAGUGUGAUCGAUCAACUUCGUCGAGAAGCAGAUGCCAAGGCGGAGGAAGCGGAGGAAGCACGCGAGCGUGCCGAGCAGCGAAUUUCGCAGUUGGAGGAUACAAUGCAACAGGUGCGCAGCGAAGCUGAUGCACGGGUCGAAGAAGCCGUGGACAAGCGGGCGCAGGCCGAAAAAGAAAUCGAGCGACUGGAAGCAUCAAUGAACCAACUUCGCGUCGACAUCGAGUCCCAGCUGCAGGAGGCAACCCAGGGCCGUACUCAUGCUGAGGAGAAUGCUAAACGUUUGCAGGGAGAGCUAACUGAGCUCGAAGGCGAAAUCGUCAGGGUUCAGACAGAGCUUACCAUGGCCAAGGCUGAACUCGACGGUGCUUACGGUAGCCGCGCUCAACGUGCGGCAGACAUCGCCUCCAACCCAGCCAUCCAGAAGGAGUUCGAUGAGUUACACACUAGGAACAUUGAACUGGCGGAGGAGCUUGCGAGUUUAAAGGCCGGCAGGCCUGGGAGCGGCGACCUUCAGCACCGGGUCGAGAUGCUGGAGAAGGAGCUCCGAGAAACGGUUGACGACUACGAAGUCAUGACUAGGGCUAGCAUCGAGUUCGAGAAAGAGCGGGAACGAUUCGAAGGUCACAUCGAUAGCCUCCGUGAUCGUUGCGAGCAGCUAGAGACGCAGCUCAACGAAGAGCGGAUCAACUGGAUGGGCCACAAUGCGUCGAUGGGACGAGAUGGCACGUAUGAAACCACUUCCACGAUGGUACUGAAGAACGAAUUUAAGAAGAUGAUGCGGGAUACUCGGGUUGAGAAUAUGAAGAUCCUCAAGGGGGAGCAAGAGGAACGACGCAGACUUGAGACUCUGGUCCGAAAUCUCAAAAAGGAGCAAGCAAAUGCCAAUGGCAAGCUCGUUAGCCAGAGUGUCACGGCUUUAUGA
Messenger RNA from Aspergillus tanneri, 2877 nucleotides. RefSeq names its product involucrin repeat protein. The transcript has 3 exons. The coding region runs from base 1 to 2877 and encodes 958 amino acids. NCBI's taxonomy places the organism in Eukaryota, Fungi, Ascomycota, Eurotiomycetes, Eurotiales, Aspergillaceae. The record is from RefSeq and is a predicted model, not a curated record.